Molecule: messenger RNA, 1164 nt
Organism: Laetiporus sulphureus 93-53
Lineage: Eukaryota; Fungi; Basidiomycota; Agaricomycetes; Polyporales; Laetiporaceae
Product: NAD-P-binding protein
Exons: 7
Coding region: 8-1039 (343 amino acids)
Biological process (GO): methylation
Molecular function (GO): methyltransferase activity; nucleic acid binding; oxidoreductase activity, acting on the CH-OH group of donors, NAD or NADP as acceptor
Source: RefSeq, a predicted model, not a curated record
GAUCAUCAUGCCAGCAGUCACUUCAGGCAAAGUCCUCGUCACCGGGGCCAAUGGCUUCAUCGCUAUGUGGGUGGUGCGCACGUUGUUGCACGCGGGAUACUCUGUCCGUGGGACCGUGCGCUCCGAGGGCAAGGCGAAGCACCCCCGACAGGUGUUCGCCUCGUAUGGCAACAAACUGGAAAUUGUGAUCGUCGAGGACAUCACCAAGGAAGGAGCAUUCGACGAGGCUGUGAAGGGUGUCGAUGCAAUCGCGCACCUUGCGUCCCCCUUCCACUUCAAGUCCGAUGACCCGGACGAGCUCAUCGUGCCUGCGGUGAAGGGCACGACCCGCAUACUCGAGUCCGCGCUCGCGUACGGGACCACCGUGAAGCGCGUCGUCGUGACGUCCUCCGUCGCGUCCGUGAUGCAGCAACAAGACACGCCGCGCACCUUCUCCGAGCUCGACUGGAACGACGCCGCGGUCAACGAGGUGAGAGAGAAGGGGCGCGGGGCGAGCCCGGCCGCGAAGUAUCGCGCAAGCAAGACGCUUGCAGAGCGCGCGGCAUGGGAGUUUGUCGAGAAGGACAAGGGCGCCAUUGGGUGGGACCUCGUCGUGCUGAACCCACCGUACGUGUUUGGACCGGUUAUUCAAGAGGUCGGCGCGCCGGAGGCGCUGAACGGGAGCAUGCUCGACUGGUUUGAUAGCGUGCUCAAGGGGUCACUGGAUGCGAAGCAGCUUUCCACCAUAGGAUGGCCAUGGAUCGACGUGCGCGACUUGGCUAACGCACACUUGCUUGCUCUCCAAAAAGAAGCAGCAGGCGGCGAACGUAUCAUCGUAUCCGAGGGCGUGUCCAUGUGGCAGGAUUUCGUGAACGCAGCCCGCAAGUACGGCGCCAACAUAUCCGAGGGCGACACCUCUUACAACAUCAAGACGGCGACGCACCACGUCAUGUAUGACACAUCCAAAGCGGCCAGAUUGCUCGGGAUAAAGUAUCGCUCGAUCGAAGAGUCGACCAAGGAUAUUAUUGAUGAUUUUAGGGCCAGACAUUGGAUUUCGUGAGCGUACCUGUGGUGAAAUUUACGGAAUUCGAGCACAGCAGAAAUAGCUCAGUUUCUGACGGAGGCCAUGCUAGAUCGCGGAGCAUACGAAGACCAUUGGAAAGAAAUGCCACGGAAUGAAUCACA